Messenger RNA from Botrytis byssoidea, 1809 nucleotides. RefSeq lists its product as uncharacterized. Gene Ontology annotation, molecular function: protein binding. Gene Ontology annotation, biological process: regulation of DNA double-strand break processing. The transcript has a single exon. Bases 1 to 1809 code for a protein of 602 amino acids. The record is from RefSeq and is a predicted model, not a curated record. Lineage: Eukaryota; Fungi; Ascomycota; Leotiomycetes; Helotiales; Sclerotiniaceae. Gene Ontology annotation, cellular component: nucleus; site of double-strand break.
AUGAGCGACGACGAAGAUUUCCAGAUUGAAGGCCCGGAACUAGCAGAGGAUGAUCCCAUGAGAGCUUUCUUACCAGCGUCCUUCGGUAAGAAGUCAAAAGAGGCAGAUGUAGCCGCGCAAAUCGAUAGAACAAGACGACCAGCAGAAAGGAAGGCCGAGGCGCCAAAGGAGGCUACUGAGGAGGUUGGACAAGAAGUUGGACAACAGAAGCUCGCGUCAGAGCCAGCGUCUAAAGAUUGGGGCUCUGAUGAAGAUGAUGAAGAUUCCGAUAGCGAUGGGGGCUCUGACGACGACGAUGAAUAUCCAACUUCUCACGAAUUGAUACUGAAAACUCAUGAACGCGCGGUUACUACCACAACACUUGAUCCUUCAGGUUCACGACUCAUUACUGGUUCGAGCGAUUGUACCCUCAAGUUUCACGAUUUUGCUUCUAUGACCCCAACUACUCUUAGAUCUUUCAAAAGCGUGGACCCAAAUUAUUCAAAAACAUCAGCAAAUUCCGAAACUCAUCCGAUAAAUCAUGUUGAAUUCAAUCCCCAUGCCGGAGGUACCUUUCUCUGUAUAUCCGCUCAUCCGCAAGCGAAAUUAAUGAACCGAGACGGAGAUAUUAUCGGAGAGUUCGUAAAAGGAGAUAUGUAUCUGAGAGAUAUGAAUAACACAAAGGGGCACAUUUCGGAAAUUACUACAGGUACAUGGAGUCCGAUGGACAAGAAUAUUUGCGUCACAGCCGGUACGGAUAGUACUCUACGAAUUUGGGAUGUGAAUGUCAGAAGAUGUCAGAAAGAAGUUAUCGUCCACAAAUCCAAGGCUUCAGGCUCAGCAGGAAGGACAAGAAUGACUGCCGUUGUUUGGGGAGGCCCAGCACAAGGAGGAAACAAUCUAUUAGUAUCUGCAGCUCUGGAUGGAAGCUUAGUGAUUUGGGGUGGCAAUGGACCAUAUGCAAGACCAACAGCUGAAAUCAGAGACGCCCACACUCCGGAUACAUGGACGGGUGGUAUUGAUAUCAGUCCCGAUGGCCGAAUGGUUGUUACACGAGGUGGUGACAAUCUGAUCAAACUUUGGGAUACUAGAAAGUUCAAAACUCCCAUUGUGACAGCCUCACACCCCUCAACGUCAGAUGUCUAUUCUGUUACUAAUAUCAAAUACUCACCCAAUGGUGCCAACAUCAUCACCGGUUCCGCAUCGGGUCAUCUACAUAUCUUAAACUCGGGCAAUCUCAAACCAGAACUAGUCACCCCUGUGACACCUGGAUCUCCGCUUAUAACAGUUCAAUGGCAUCCAAAACUCAACCAAAUUGUUACUGGAUCUGCAAAUUCCGAGGUUCAUGUUCUAUACAAUCCGAACACCUCUGUUCGAGGUGCCGUUGACGUAAUGUCUCGUGCACCAAAGAAACGCCAUGUUGACGAUGACCCAAACUUUACAACCGAUCAAUCUGCUGGUAUGUCAGGGGAUAGUAUCAUUACUCCAGGUGGUGUCAUGUCUAAUAUAUCGGCCACAUCAUUUUCUGCGAGACAUCCUACUAUAGGCUUGACUGCCUCAGGCCGUUCUCGAGAUCCACGCAGACCUAACCUACCACUGGUCACACCAUUUGCGAAGAGUCAACCAGAUGAGAAACAUAUUAAUGAAAGUAUCACACUGAGUAGCAUGCGUGAUGAGGAUCCCAGAGAGGCGUUGUUGAAAUAUGCUGAGCUUGCUAAGACAGACCCACUAUUCACCAAUGCCUGGAAAGAUACUCAACCGACAACUCAGUAUGCUGAAAUAAGUGAUGAAGAAGAUGACGGGCCAGACAAGAAAAAAGUAAAGAGAUAA